CAUCAAAAACGAAAAUUGUUACUAGGCAGUCGUCGAAGUCGGCGGGAACCGCCUCUUCCUAGACGUGAAAAAUCUUGGGGACUCGGAAGAUCUUUUCCGACGAAAUCGCACCAGGAGUCUGCCUCUGCGAUAGUAUCCUCAGAUUCUGAUCACCGUCGAUAACAGUCAGCAGCAUCAUCACCGCCGUCUUACGAUGAGCCCGUCAUCCGAAACCACCUCUGAGUCUCGCGGCCGCCACCCACUCUGCAACCCACCAAUCCCCACUAACCUUCGGCCGCAUCUCUGUGUCCCGCACCACCUCCACCACCAUCACCAGAUUCACCACCCAAUUUACAACCCUCAUUUCCACCCUUGUUUCCACAUUUCCCGCGCAUUCCGUCCUCCCACGAGUUCUUCUCAUACAGCAACAGCGGAACCUCAAUGUUCUUCUGGUCUUCCUCAACCUACUGCUCCGAUGUCAUUCACACUCACCAAUUCUCUGCCUCAUUUUCACCACCAUUACCAUGGUUGCCUUGCUUUUUGUCAGAGGGUUCCAUACCAUCCAUGCCGUAGGCUUCUUUUGCCGCCUUCUCCCUGCGGGUUCAACUUUCUUCACGGGCAACAACAUCAAAACCAUGAAGUGAAUGCGUAUGAAGAUGGCGAUUGUGCCCUAGGAAGGUUACAGGAGGUGGAGGAUGAAGCAGGAGAUGAAGAGCCAGUGUUUGUAAUGACGGAUGAGUGGCUGGAGUUCUUUGCGAAGUCGGAAGCUAAAAGGCAACAAGAUAAGAAGCUGAAACAGAAAAAGGUUGGGCAUCAGCAGAAGCGGAAAGGCUCAAAUUAGAUUGAUGCUGAUCUUUGGCAGAAUCUGACCCUGCCUUUGUGCUACAUGAAACAGAUAUCUCGUGUGUAGAGAACUAAUGUAAGUGGCGUUGAAAAGUUUUGGAUUGAACAUGUAUAAGGAAGCCAAAAGAAUUGUAAAUUUGAUUGCCAAGAGGAGGAACUGUAGCUUUAAUCACCAACAGAGUUAUUUUUUCCA
Messenger RNA from Nymphaea colorata (pocket water lily), 1015 nucleotides. RefSeq lists its product as uncharacterized. NCBI's taxonomy places the organism in Eukaryota, Viridiplantae, Streptophyta, Magnoliopsida, Nymphaeales, Nymphaeaceae. The transcript has 3 exons. The record is from RefSeq and is a predicted model, not a curated record. Bases 194 to 820 code for a protein of 208 amino acids.